Messenger RNA from Pestalotiopsis fici W106-1, 1389 nucleotides. RefSeq lists its product as uncharacterized. The transcript has a single exon. The record is from RefSeq and is a predicted model, not a curated record. The coding region runs from base 1 to 1389 and encodes 462 amino acids. NCBI's taxonomy places the organism in Eukaryota, Fungi, Ascomycota, Sordariomycetes, Amphisphaeriales, Sporocadaceae.
AUGGUACGAGACAGCAAACGUGGUCACGGUCAGUGGCGUGGCUGUUACGGAUUCCAAGACAAGACCACUCAGGGCAGCGAACCAAAGCGCAGUCCAAGUCGUGGUCUUUCCAUGGGGGAAAGGUAUUACUACUACUACGAAUUCGACGGAACUUCGGAGGAAUUUAACCCCUCGGAGCCCUUUACUACCCGCUGUCCCUAUCUUCCAGGCCAGCAGGUCAACAUUCUCGACGUUCCUGUAGAACAAACACUCAAGAGGACACGGAGUGCAUCAAUGAACUCGUUGCGACCUACCGACUUCAAGACCAUGGAUCCCCAGGACAAGUACAUCACACCGCGGCCUGCUCCAACAGCACCGCUUACACUGGGCCCGAGACGGGGUACUUCUACCGGUAUUCGGCUCAAACACAAGUCAUCGACCCGCUCAUUAUCACCUGCAUCGGUUCCUGGCUGGACUGGUAAAGCCAAACGACUGUUUGGCCUCAGGCCUUCGAGUCGCUCCAGCGAUCGCGAUUGGACCCCAGAGACUGUCGAUUCAGAGGACUCAACGUCCUUCACAGCUAGCACACAGAGACCAGACGAAGGGACUAGGAGCACUACACCCUCUGAGGGUUCCCGCUCGCGUGACAUGUCACCCGAGUCGCUUCGCCGAUUCCUGCUGGAUAACAAGCCAGUCGCCCAGUCUCCAGUGCUUCAUUCACAGAAACUCACUAUUCCCGACGAUAUUGUAGAGGAGAACGAAGACGAUGACAACUUUGCUACUUCUGCCACUUCGGAGCAUGCAUCUUUCAACCCUCUAUCGCCACCUCCUUUCAAGCGGACUCAGUCCUCGCCCGCAAUGGCGGGACUGAAAACUAUAUCCACAAGCCCAAUGAUCCCAAACAUGAUCCAUGAGCUUACAAAGCCCCAAUGCAGAGACGACUCUGCAUUGGAAGACUUACGGCGCGGCUCCAUUGCCAGCGUCAAAUUAUCUGUACCGCCACCUCGCCUUCCCUGCUCGACAACAUCGUCAGCAGCCCCUUCUCCAAUCUCACCGCAAUCAUUCGACUCCCCCCACAAUAACAACUUUUCCUUCUUUGAGGACAUGACUCCCGUCGACCAUGGCUUCUCGUUCUUCGACGACCUGCCCGAGGACGACAAGAGGAUUUCCGGCGUUCCCGAAGAGCGGUUCCGCCAGCCGUCGCUCACGGCCUACAGUCUACCUCACUCCGGUAUGGUGGGUCAAAAGGACCUACCUGUUGACGCCGCCGGUCGCUCUUUCGGCUCACCCAGCCUAGUAUCUGGAGAUGCACACGAGAUUGACUCGUCUUCACUUCUCUCGGUCAAGGGCAUCGAUGCGGGCUUUGACGACCUCGUGAACGAGCUCAGCUGGAUUGCCCGUGCAAUCUAA